Messenger RNA from Rotaria sordida, 846 nucleotides. NCBI's taxonomy places the organism in Eukaryota, Metazoa, Rotifera, Eurotatoria, Philodinida, Philodinidae. The record is from the annotation of a GenBank genome assembly.
AUGCUUUGUAAAGUCAUAUUCGCAUCUGCACUACUAUGUGCAUUGAUCUUCACUGCAAAAGCUCAUCAAGCAGCCUGGUCCAAAGGUAUGUACUGUAUGAAAGGACUUCCAGGGAAAGAUGAUAUUAACAACAUGUUACCUGUCUUUCCUCAAUAUAUGCUCAAAAAAGAAGACUGGUGGUUUCAACACGAGCGAGGAUGUGACCAAGCUCCACCACCCGCUGGUCACUACCUUGAACUUCCUGCAGGAGAUUCUUUCACUGUUGAAAUUGCCCAAAAUCGUGCUUUUACAACUUUUGGUAAAAAUUCAAAAUUCAAUGACUUUUAUGGUGGUCCCCAACAGCUUGUGCGAGGCGAGGAUAGAUGUGUUAUCGGUCCUAAUUUGCACACACCAAGCCAACAUUUAGCUCCAGGAACAGUUUUUGCUAUCUCCUAUCAGAACAGCAUUGACAAUGUCACACCGGAAAAUUUGGUCGUCUUCACUGUAAGAUACCAUACACCCUGGCAAAGAUUGACUAUGUACGAUGUACCAAAAGAUUUACCUCCCUGUCCUCCAGGUGGUUGUACAUGUGCAUGGGGAUGGAUUCCUAUGGGAUGCGGACAGCCCAACAUGUAUAUGCAAGGCCAUAAAUGUAUUGUCACCAACUCAACUUCUAACAAGAGACUGGCGGUAGCCAAACCACCGGUAUACUGUGAAGAUGAUCCUUCAAAAUGUGUAAAGGGAGCAAAACAAAUGAUCUUCUAUCAACAAUUAGAUGGAAAUAACGUGAUAAAUCCACCGAAAAUGCCAACAUACAACGCACGUAUGGGAUUCGAAGAUGGCGCACAGAAUGAUAUUUUUGAAUGA